GUUUUGCUUUCAUAUUCAAAUUGUUUACAUCGUAGAUCCGCGGGAGCCUUUCUCAUCAAAACGCUUUCGGUGUGGUUAUUUGCAAAUUCCGCCUAAAAUACGGUUGCCGAUUACUGAUAAAUAAUUGCAAAACAUGAAGCUCAGCACAAAAGAAGAUGCUACAAACAACCCGGCGGCAGACGCUUCCGAUGACGAGGAGGAGGAAGACAUGCAUGACACCUCCAGCAUUGGAAGCACCUGUACCGACAACACCUCGAACGGAAGCGAAAGUCAUCCAAACCGGAAGAAGCGAAGACGCCCGAAGAAGAAACCUCCGAAGGUAGUUCGUCCUUUGUUCAAAUUUGCGUGCUUCGUAAAAGAGGAUCACGCACAACCUCUGUUCGGAUGCCAGUUUAAUCAUAAUCUGAAAAAAGGUGAACUUCCGGUGUUUGCAGCAGUCGGAAGCAAUCGCGUUACCAUCUAUCAGUGUCUGGAAAAUGGUAAUCUUAAACUGUUGCAGUGCUAUUCCGAUCCGGAUGUUGACGAAAUAUUCUACACUUGCGCGUGGUCCCAUGAGAGCGAAACCGGUCGUCCGAUUUUGGCUGCAGCUGGACUGCGAGGAGUCAUUCGGGUUUUUAGUCCCGCUACGUUAAAUACUGCCAAGCAUUAUAUUGGCCACGGACAUGCCAUCAACGAAGUGAAGUUUCAUCCUAAAGAAUUCUAUUUGCUGCUAUCGGCUAGCAAAGAUCAUUCUCUGCGACUGUGGAAUACUAAGACUGAUGUUUGCAUAGCGGUUUUCGGCGGGGUGGAAGGCCACCGAGACGAAGUGUUGAGUGCUGAUUUUGAUAUCCUGGGAUCGCGGAUCAUGUCCUGUGGAAUGGACCACUCCCUAAAAAUGUGGCGUUUGGACACGGACACGAUGAAGGAUGCCAUCAGAGGUAGUUACACGUUCAAUGUUUCCAAAGCGGUGUAUCGAUUUCCGACGGUCAAUGAGCACUUCCCGGUUUUCUCGACGAGAGACAUUCAUAGAAACUAUGUUGACUGUGUCAGAUGGAUGGGAGAUUACAUUCUGUCUAAAUCGUGUGAGAAUACCAUCGUUUGCUGGAAGGCAGGUAAGAUCGAUGAUGUGGAAAUCAAAAACAAUGAUACCACGACUACGGUUCUGAGCACUCUCGAGUACAAAGAGUGCGACAUUUGGUUUAUUCGGUUUUCGUUGGACUAUUGGCAAAAGUAUUUGGCACUGGGCAAUCAAAACGGUAAGACAUACAUUUGGGAGCUGGAUACGGAUGAUCCUGUCCAUCCUAGGUGUAGCCAAUUGUAUCACCCCAAGUGUACGACCGCCAUUCGGCAAACGUCCUUCUCGAGGAACGGAGAUAUUCUGAUCUGUGUCUGUGACGACGGAACCGUUUGGCGCUGGGAUAGAACGUCGUAGGUCUGUGAAUAGCUUGAAAAGAAAAUUUCCAUUCGACUAUCAUGUGUGUAUUUAUUUUUUAAGAAUUGCUUAUUAAUAUAAUUGUAGAGUCCAAAA
Messenger RNA from Armigeres subalbatus, 1507 nucleotides. It is a transcript of the gene escl, whose product is annotated as polycomb protein eed-B. Bases 134 to 1411 code for a protein of 425 amino acids. Gene Ontology annotation, molecular function: nucleosome binding; protein binding. The record is from RefSeq and is a predicted model, not a curated record. NCBI's taxonomy places the organism in Eukaryota, Metazoa, Arthropoda, Insecta, Diptera, Culicidae. Gene Ontology annotation, cellular component: ESC/E(Z) complex. The transcript has 4 exons. Gene Ontology annotation, biological process: negative regulation of transcription by RNA polymerase II; heterochromatin formation.